Messenger RNA from Fusarium poae, 2790 nucleotides. RefSeq lists its product as uncharacterized. NCBI's taxonomy places the organism in Eukaryota, Fungi, Ascomycota, Sordariomycetes, Hypocreales, Nectriaceae. The coding region runs from base 1 to 2790 and encodes 929 amino acids. The transcript has 9 exons. The record is from RefSeq and is a predicted model, not a curated record.
AUGUCUUUUACAAAACGACGUGGGCGGAAGGCCCAGGAUCCAAAUGAGCUUGUGGAAAGGGCAAUCCUGAAUGGUCUUUCUCACGACCGCUCCCGACUUGAUCCGCACCCAGUCAGGCGCAACUUAGGGGAAGGCAGCAAAGAAAGGUAUAAUCGCGAGCUUAUGAUAUGGGGAGCGUAUGAGAAAACGUUUACAGGAUCGACGCCGCUGGAUAUGCAGACUCUAAAGCAUUUUGCUGAAUUUCUUGCAUUGUCUAAGUUAGGUCGACUGCCUCAAGGUAGUGGAAAACAGCUACCCACUGCCGGAAGUGUCCGUGGUGCAAUGCGAAGGUUCUGUAAUGCAUGGGAGCGUGCAAACCAUACAUAUAUAUCCCUCGACGUUAAGAGGUCUAUGGCUCCGUAUAUCGAAGGGGAACUGGCCAAUAAGAUAGGCCUUCUGACAGGGAAGAAAGGCCAGAGGAAAAAGGCUUUCAUUACUAUCGAGAACUAUGUUCACAUGCAAAACCGCCUGUGGACAAACGAUUUCCAUGACUAUGUUCAUGAAGGAAGCCGUGUUGACAAUGCUAACUUGUUGAACACACACUGCUUUACCUCUGCGAGAUGCCAGGAACUCUGCCAGGCAAAAUAUAAGGACCUAGAAUGCAUCCUGUCAUGGAAAAACGGAUGCCCAGAGUUUCGUCUGAAAUUCACAAGGGAAAUUUGCAAAGGGACAAAUACCAACCAGCCUGAGCAUCCUUUCGCGGAACAGGUCGAGGGACCUGACGGUAUGCCACCACCUCUGUUUGCGCAACCUAUGUUGCAUUGGUUGGCCAACCUCAUUUCUUCCCGCGCGUUUGCCGAUUUCGAUACAGUCGAACAAAUUUUGGCGCUUGAGCCGCCAAAGAACGGAAACUUUCGUAUACUUGAAUGGGCAGAUGAUGCGCAAGAAAAGCCGGUAUUUCCGGAGUGGUCCACUACAGAAUGCAAAACGAAAUCGAAAAAUCCAAAAUCAUGGGUCACACAGUUUUCAGACUGGGGGAACCGCGCUGGUUUCACCGCGCAACUAGGAUUACAUGCUGUACGCCGCGAGGCUCUCAUCAAAGUGAAUGAUAACGGCUAUUCACUCGGCCAAGUGCUACGAUUUGCAUCACAGAGUAACCCCGGUGUACUUGUCAAUAAAUACCUCGGCAGUGUUUCUACUGUAGAUGGUGCGGGGAGCUAUCUAGGUAUGAAACUCCGAACCGACUUGGCGGAAGACUUCCGAUCAGCAUCAGUGAGAAGGAACCCUGGUCUUCGGUUUUCGCUCCCCGCCAGGGAAACAGAGGAGUUGCAGAAUAGCCCAGAAUACCUUUAUUUGACCAGGAAGAUCAACAAGAUUAACUUAGAGCUCGAGGACUCGAAGACGCUCGAAGAACAAACACAACUAGAGAUACAGAGGAAAGAUGCUUACAAACAAAGGUUGCUUCUUGAAAACAAAAAGCUAAAAGACUUCCAAGCAAACCAGAAGGUCAUAUAUGAUACCAAUCAAGAGGACCACGAGCAACACGAUUGGCGCCAAAAUCAUUUCAGCCGCAUCAGUCACAUGCUUCCGGAGGAACGGGUACGCCUUGCACAAACUUUACCUAUGGUAGCCCACCCCCGAAGUCCUGAAUGGAUUACUGCACUUAAGGACCUGAUCUCACUGCGGUCAAACUCAUAUCCUGUAGCUUAUCAGCAAGAGCUACGUCCAGCCCAUGGCCUCUGUCCCGUCGCAACCUGUGGUAAAGAUCUAUCCAAGAUACAGAAGAAAGACCGAUGGUGGCAUGUUUAUCGAUGCUUAGAGAAGUGGCAUUCCAAGGAAGAAGGAUGCGCCAGAUUUUGCUUCCUGUGCAGUAAGUGGCUGAAAGGUGAAGUGUCUUGGAAGGCUCACUGUGAGGACCAUAUUGCAAAACUGGCAAUCCCGAUCCGCUGCAACCCCGUCACUUACCGCCACGCAGUGGCAUGCGCUGGAUACUGCCCUGUACAUCUAGGCAGAACAGAUCUCCCAGUAACAGAGAGAAUGCGCCAAUGGUCUGACCAAGACGCUUGGAAGCGUCACAUUGCUCACUGCCUUUCGACACACCUCAUUAGCCAACGACACUCAAAGGUCAUCGCUUGUCCUCAUCCUAAAUGCCCUACUAAGUUUAUAUCUGAGAAAGACUUUUGGUAUCACCAAGGCGAUAUCCAUAGCGUUUUCGAAAAAGCUACAGCAAUUACCAAGCGCAAAGCUGACCUGGGCGAAAGUCACCUCACAUCAGGGGGUCCGCAAAAGUCAAAGCGGAUAGAAAUUGAGCAGCAAACUGGAUUUGAGUGGGUGCCACUCAUUUCAGAGGCCAAUAACGCCGCUCAGAAGAGUCCAUAUCUCUCAGACUGUUCAACAGGGGAAAUUUCUAGUCCUUCACCAGGGAGCACAAUUGGAGCGUAUGGUCAGACCGACGCAGCUGAUAUAUAUACGUCUGACUCCUCAGAGAAUUCGUCUUCUUAUACAGACAAUGAUUCUGGGAUCGCUAGACCUGGCCUUAACUCCGAGGUAUUUCUCGACCGGAUAGACGAGGAAUUCUUGGCCGAAGGUCCCAUAUCGGGUGAAGAUAACACUUCAUUGCCUGUUGAUCCUCAACUAGUCUCAGGAGAUGACAUCAUUACUUCGUGUGAGCCUGUCCCCACAAUAGCAACAGGCACUGGGCCAAUGGAGGUCACGACCAAGGGACACAGCAAUGGUGAUACACAACCACACUAUCUGCUUGACGUAAAGCUCAAGGAGCUAAAAACCCCAAGUGGUAGAGUUAGAAAAUAA